GUUUAAAGCUACAAUCUAGGUGUCACAGUCACCAUUAGCUUAUUCUCUUCAAUCCUGUCAAGGAUUAAUCCUUUAUCGGAUUAAUUGGAUUUGUAAUUAGAUACUCAAUUUAAAGGCUAACCGCAUAUAAACAUACUUGCCAGUUUGAAACAGACUAUCGCUUAUAUCAGGUGUUAAGAUCAGUUAAAUUCAGAAUUUUAUAUUGCUGCGACCUUAUUUGUUGUGGAAGAAGAAUGGAAGUCUUAAAGGAAAACCCUUUGCUGGAUUUCCACCCUGAUACUCUGGAGGCGGUCAGAAAAUUAUAUAACUUGGACAAGCCAGGAGUCAUGCGAGAGGCUAUCGACAUUUUAGAUUCUUGGAUUAAACAACAGAACCAUUUCACUAAAAAGGAUUUUAAUCGUGAUUAUUUAGAGAGAUACAUCAUAAGAUCUAAAGGUUCAGUUGAACGUGCAAAAGACCAUCUCGAUAAAAUGUGCGCAUCAAGAACACUUGUCCCGCAUUUCUUCUCGGAUUGUGACGUUAACUCUCCAUAUCUUGCCAACAUAGAAGACAUAUUUCUACCAAAAUUAACGAAGGACUACUAUCGAGUCUAUUUUGUACAAAACUGUGAACGAGAGUUCACGCAUGAACUUUUCAAUGCACUUUACAAGCGAAUUGUUUAUAAAAUGGAAUAUAUUUGCAUGCAUGAUUAUGCUUGUGGUAUAAUUAUUGUUGCUGAUUUACGUAAAGCAAAUCUGUUCGAGCUAGUGAAACAUAUGAACAUAACUGAUUUGGCGCACUGGUUGAAUCUCCUAUUGGGUGGCUUUGGGUUUAGGCUAAAAGGGUUUUAUUUCAUAACAACAUCAAAAUUCGUGGAUUCAUUACUGACAAUUAUGAAAAGCAUUGCAAGUAAGAAAAUCGGCGACCGUAUUCAAGUGCUGAAGAAUAUAGAAGAAUUGCACGAUCAUGUGGACAAAGAUAUAUUACCAGAGGAAUAUGGUGGUACUGAAGUAUCCAGAAAGGCACUGCACGAAAAAUGGCAAAAUAUAAUAGGCUCGGAGGAGUAUAAACUUGACAUGGAUAAAAUAAAUGAAGCCAAAACAAAUGAGGAACUCAGAUUAAAAGACAGUCAGAAUUAUCAGAUGGGUCUUCCUGGCACAUUCAGAUCUUUAAAAGUGGAUUAAAUUUUAUGAUUAAGGAUGUUAUUGUUAUUGGUAUGAUUAUGACUAUUAAAAAUGGUGUCGGUUUCAAU
Molecule: messenger RNA, 1231 nt
Organism: Chilo suppressalis (striped riceborer)
Lineage: Eukaryota; Metazoa; Arthropoda; Insecta; Lepidoptera; Crambidae
Source: the annotation of a GenBank genome assembly